This is a messenger RNA of Salmo salar (Atlantic salmon), 2421 nucleotides long. RefSeq names its product sperm microtubule associated protein 2 (gene spmap2). NCBI's taxonomy places the organism in Eukaryota, Metazoa, Chordata, Actinopteri, Salmoniformes, Salmonidae. Gene Ontology annotation, biological process: spermatogenesis. The record is from RefSeq and is a predicted model, not a curated record.
ACCAUAGCAACCACCAGGGGUCAGUAUCAGCGCAAACAAAGAUAAACAUCAAGGGUGCGUUUGUAAAUGAACUUUGGCUGGCUAUUUAGUGUGUGUUCGUAAAUUCAAUCUGGAGUGCCAGUGUGCGCUCAGACUGUGUUCUGGGCGUUCAUAAAUUUGUUUCGCUCUCGGAGCGCACACUGGACUCGGGUGCUUGACUGCUAACAGGCUAAAGUUGGCUAGAUUGCUAGCUACUUCCAGACACAUGAAAGAACACCUCACUCACCAUAGCAGAGCAGAUUAGGCUUUUUAGAUGUCAUCUAGAGCGUUUGUGACUGCUGCUGGUAACAAUUUCAUAGUUUUUUGCCAACGUCUACUAACCGGUAAUAUUCAAUGGGUGUUGCGCGUUCGUAAAUUCAUCAGUUAUUCAGUGCUCUGGCACAAACGAGUGCUCUGAAAUUGGAGUAGAUAGCCAGAGUGCAUUUACGAACGCACCCCUACUCAGAUUUCAGUGCACUCUAGUUUGAGUGUAUCAGAGCGCAGAAUAACUAGCUAAUGAAUUUAUGAACGCACAACACCUGUUGAAUACUACAGGUAUCAGGAAAUGUCGGCAAAAAAACGUUAUUAAAUUGUUGCCAGCAGCACAGUUACAGUCACCAACUCUCUAGAUGACAUGAGCCUAGCCUGCCCUGCUUGGGCGAUUUAAACGGUAAACGGUCAGUGAGGCGUUCUCUCAUUUAUGUCUGGAAGUAGCUAGCCAACUCUAGCCAGUUAGCUUGGGUGCUCUACUGCCGUUGUGAGUUCAGAAAGCUCGGAUCAACCCUACUCCUCGGCCAGAGCGUCAACUGCCCUCUGAAUUUACGAACGGACAAUCUGACACAGUUCUAAAUUUACGAACGCACAGAGCGCACUCUAGAGCGAAGUUGAUCGCGAGGCAGCGGCAGCAGCUCACGUAUCCAUGACUACCCGGAUGGUGCAACUCGCUCAGCCCAAACCCAACCUGCUCCGAUUCCCUGACCGACGGUCAGUCUACUGGCUAGAUGAACUCCCACCUGAAAGAAAUGGCUCCACCACCACAUUUGAGUUGACGCCCCACUGGUCCCAGCUGUGUGGUAGGAAGCGGCUUAAUUCUGGGUUCGAACAGAGCAGAUCAUCUCCCCAAUGGGAGGUCAGUGUAGCAGCUCUGAGUGCCUAUCCAUCCAAUAGAGUUUGUUCUCUGGCUUUGCCCCGCCUCCCCACCGCAGGCUGGGCAUCUGACCGCCCCCUACUGGCCUCCCUGAGCAGAGCGGUGCAGACUGCAGUAGCCAGUCCUAGGGUCUGCCAGUUGGCCUCUCCCAAGCGGAGGCAGGGUCUCUAUUCGCCCCAUUCAUCCAAGACCUCACUGGCACCCCCCCACCCAGCUGCAACCUCCUCCCGACUACAGUUCCUUGCCAUCCCUAAGUCUGACCACCCCCAGUAUGCCCAGGACCGUCCAGUCAUCUGGCCAGUGCCUGGGCCAGUGAAAAAGGCAGUAGCCAGUGAGAGGGUGCAGGCCCUUUCACGGCCCAAUCAGCGGAAGGCGCUGUUCCAAGGCUACAACCCGUACACGGUUACCCUAGCUGCACGCUCCGCUAGCGCCUCGCCGCGCCUGCAGGAGCUUUGUCUGCCCCUGCCACGGAAAUGCAAGGGCAAAUAGACGAAUGCGUCUCAUCUCACAGCGCUGCAGUACCUCUGGCCGCCUCUUCUUCAGAUAUUCUUGUCUCCUAUCCCUGAUCACCACUGCUCCAUAAUAAAGACCAUCUACGACAUCAUUGAGACAUGUUGCUGGGUCUUUGUUCUGGUCCAACGGGACCGCUGGCUUUAGAAGGUGGAUUGUUUAGUGCUGUGAUGUUCAACAGCGGGCUGUUCAUUCAACUGAACUGAAGUGACUUUUACUAUCACCAAAGGGGAGUUGUCACGGACCUGGAACAUUCCAACGCACAUUACAGACAUAAAGUGAAAACCACCUGAAUGUAAAAGUGUACCUUAUAUCUUUUAGUGUGCAAUUGUAGUAGGUGACAGAUGUAGGAAACCUGAAAAAGGAUGUAAUAAUGAAUAUUCCCUCUACUGCACAUCGUUGCACUCAGGCUAUUCACAACCUCCCAUGUGAAUUGUUUUAAAUUCAACAAUCCAAUGAGGUGGCGCAUCAUUGGCACAGUGGGUAAAAAAGAAAUGUAUCUUGCUCACAUGUGUUUUUGUUGUUUCCUGGAAGAAGUUCCCUGCCCAAAUUGAUACAUCAUGUUCUCUCUCUACCUCACCUGCUGUCUCUAACUCUGAAUGGUCGGCUAUGAAAAGCCAACUGACAUUUACUCCUGAGGUGCUGGCUUGUUGCACCCUCUACAACCACUGUGAUUAUUAUUAUUUGACCCUGCUGGUCAUCUAUGAACGUUUGAACAUCUUGCCAAUGUACUGUUAUAAUCUCCA